CCUUCUUCUCCUUCUUCUCCUUCUCCUUGCUGCUAGUCUUGUCGUCUUUUUUUGCCUUCUUUUCCUCUUUUUUACCAGCAUCCUUGUCCUUCUUCUCGGAUUUCUCCUUCUUGUCCUUCUUGGCCUGCUCCUCCUCUGAUGUAGUUUCCUUAUGCUUUGCCUCGCUCUUUUCCUUCUUGGCCUUCUUCUCCUUCACGUCGGCGAUAUCGGCGUUCUUUGCGACUUCCUUAUCCUUCUUUUCCUUCUUCUCAGCCUUAUCCUCCUUUUCCUUCUUUUCUUUCUUCUCCGCCUUAUUCUCCUUUUCUUUCUUGUCCUUCUUGUCGGUCUUGUCGGUCUUAUCGGUCUUGUUCUUCUUGUCUUUCUUUUCGGUCUUCUUGUCUUUGUCCUUGCUCUCCUUCGCCUUCUUCUCAGAUUUCUCCUUCUUCUCAGCCUUCUCCUUCUUCUCCUUCUUCUCCUUCUUCUCCUUUUUCUCCUUUGGGACCUUCACAGGCGCAUCUUCCAUCUCUAUCAAACAAGAAUAAUAUUUUUUAAAGACAUAAUCAGUUUAAUUAACCUGCUAGUUUGAGACUCCACAAUCGAUCCCAAUUCUCCUUCGCUGCUCUUCUCCAUCCGGUCGAAGUGCGCGAGCUGCACAAACCUCCUUCCAAAUCCAUUCUUUUUUUUUUUUUUUUUUUUUU
This is a messenger RNA of Gamsiella multidivaricata, 677 nucleotides long. RefSeq lists its product as uncharacterized. Bases 152 to 565 code for a protein of 137 amino acids. The record is from RefSeq and is a predicted model, not a curated record. Lineage: Eukaryota; Fungi; Mortierellomycota; Mortierellomycetes; Mortierellales; Mortierellaceae. The transcript has a single exon.